This is a messenger RNA of Vanessa atalanta (red admiral), 1957 nucleotides long. RefSeq names its product zinc finger protein 26-like. Gene Ontology annotation, cellular component: nucleus. NCBI's taxonomy places the organism in Eukaryota, Metazoa, Arthropoda, Insecta, Lepidoptera, Nymphalidae. The transcript is spliced from 5 exons. The record is from RefSeq and is a predicted model, not a curated record. Gene Ontology annotation, molecular function: zinc ion binding. The coding region runs from base 98 to 1768 and encodes 556 amino acids.
UCAAGUUGACAAUAAAAUAGGAUCAAGCCUAAUAAUGGAGCUCCUUGCUUCAUCAGUAUUUUGUAUAUUUUCUAUCAAUAAAAGUUAAAUUAAAAAAAUGGAGGACGUAAAUUUAUCAAAGAAAAAUAAAGGACCUUUAAUUGACCCAGCUCUUUGUCGUUGCUGCCGUUCCAUAAAGAAAUGUCGGCUUCUAACAACAGAAUACGAAUUCAUGGGAACGAAGGAAGUGUAUUCGGAUAUGUUUAUGGAUGUUUUCGGUUUACUUUUAUCACACCUAGAGGAUGAUAGCAAAGAGUCCUGUAUUUGUGCGACGUGUGUUUCCCGUCUACGUGAAGCGUGUGCAUUCAGACGUCAAGUGCUCCAGUCCGAGCAGAUGUUUUUAGAGGCUCGGUUACAGAAUAAAGAUGAAAAUGACCAAAAUGUGAAAAUCGAAGUAAAAACGGAGCCGGCUUGUGAAAAUGAUUCCAAUGACGUCACAGAUGUACAAGACGACCAUUAUGAUGAUGAUUUAACGAUAAAACUAGAUUCACAAACAUCAAUAGAAGACAAUCUUAAACCGAGGCUACCCUUAAAGAAAACUAGAAGUACCCAGAAGAGCAAAGUUUGUAAGGAAUUGAGAAGUGGCGGGAAGAUGCACAGAUUGAGGGAAAAGCUAGAUAAGCUGUUAAAAACAGAUUCGCCGCCUCAGAAAAAAUUACAAUUAAAGAAACAAGCCAUCGAUCACGACCAAAUGGCCUUCACGAACACUAUCACAAUCGUUCACAACUCAUACGUCUGUCCGUUUCAUAAUCGCAUCAGCUUUUAUUACUGUUACUAUUGCAAGGACCAAUUCACGAAUCCCAACGAACUCAGGGAACAUACACUAUCCCACGAUCCGAAAGAACUCUUCGAAGAUACGACAGAAAAUAAAAAAACUCCGAAAAUCGAUAUUACGAGAAUCGAUUGCAGACUUUGUCCGGAGAAAAUCGACGACCUCGAUACAUUUAAGACGCACAUCACUAAUGUACACGGGAAAGUUAUUUAUCCCGUGACAAAUGAAUUUUUGAAGUUUCGUCUGACAUUAAAUAAUUUGACGUGCACAGAGUGUAAUAGUGUCUUUCCUUAUUUCGAUUCCCUUAAAAAACAUAUGAUCGAUCAUUUCGGUACGUUCACUUGUGAUAUGUGUGGCGCAUGCUUUUUAGAACAGGCGUCAUUGAGAACGCACAUCAAAGCUCAUAACAAAAUUGACGUGAAUUUUCCAUGUGAAAUUUGCGGUAAAAAUUUAAAAUCGAAAUAUAGCCGAAGCUUACACGUCGCGACUGUCCAUGAAAAAAAACCUUUCGUUAAUUGUUAUAAAUGCGAGGCGACGUUUUUGUCGUACGCGUUACGUAAUCGUCAUUUGAUCGAGGUCCACGGUGAUAAACGCACGUUCCCUUGCAAGUUGUGUGAUAAAGUCUAUAAUAGACGCAAGACGUUGAUGGAACACAAUCGUCGGAACCAUUUGAAAGUAUAUCGACAUCAAUGCGACCUUUGCGACCAGAGGUUCUAUUUGCCGUCUCGUUUGAAAGAACACAUGGCGACUCAUACGGGAGAAAGGAACUUUAGAUGCGAGUUCUGUGAUAAAAGUUAUCCCCGAUUGCAGUCCUUGCAAGAACAUAUACGAUCUCAUAGCAGCGAAAGGAGAUUUAAGUGCGAUGUUUGUAAUACAGCGUUCACGCAGAGCGGCAGUUUGAAAAACCAUAUGAAAAGUCAUCACCAAGUUUUCGAAAUGGAAGGCAGUUUUAAUUAAUGUAAACGAAAAUUAGUUCAAUUUCUGAAGUAUAAAUUGGCGGGAAAAUUUAAUGACACUGACAUUUCGAUGAUUGUGUGAACAGAUUAAAAAGGUUUUUGUAAUAAUGUUUGUAAAGAAUGAUGAUAAUUUAAUUGCGCUUAAAUGUAAAUAGAACAAUUUGUAUAAUUUAUAUAAUGUGAUGUAUGU